Messenger RNA from Schizosaccharomyces japonicus yFS275, 757 nucleotides. RefSeq lists its product as hypothetical. Lineage: Eukaryota; Fungi; Ascomycota; Schizosaccharomycetes; Schizosaccharomycetales; Schizosaccharomycetaceae. The transcript has a single exon. The record is from RefSeq and is a predicted model, not a curated record. The coding region runs from base 126 to 434 and encodes 102 amino acids.
CCCAUUGCGAUAACGAGACCCUUUAAUAGGAACAUAUCCAUGGUAUAGUGUACGCACCCAAUCCUCGCCGAAAACCUAACAUCAUUGAUUUUUAAGUACCAAAAAGUUUGCUUACCAAACUGAACAUGUUUAACCUCAUUUUUAGAGGUAAUUCCCGACUGAAUAUUUUACAGACUCUCAUCGGUAAACGAUCCUUUUCGUCAAGGUCGGUAUUCCUGUACUAUAGACAAUUGAAAAGCAAAGAGGCCGAAAACGCCAUGCCAUCUGUGUGCGAAGAAGCCGACACUACGCGCAACAUCAUUGAUGGUCCUAAUCCUUCGAAUGAAGCAGAAUUGCGUGGCGUUCCUGUGAUAGAAACAAUUGCUAAGGAUCCCGAAUUGCUGAAAAAUGCUCCUAAAAUCGUGAAGAAGGAAAUUGAAAAAUAUCACUACUGAUUUCAUCAGUAUCUUUUUUAUGAAUUAAGAAGUUAUUGACAGGUCACAAGCUCCACACAAACAUAGCUGCCACUGUCAAUCAUUACGACUCAAACAAAAGUAGGCGACAUACGUGGAGUCGUUUUACAAUAAUGUCCAAAUUGUAGUAUUAAGUUUGCGCGUAUGAUUCAACCACGAAUUCGCGUGCUUAGAAGAGACAAGAAGUUAUCGCCAUUUGCACAGUUCGAAAACCUUUUCAUGAAUAUAUCAAUUACCUAAUAAGUACCUAUAAAAGAUCAUAUUUGACACCAUGCCCGUCCGGAAGGAUUGUGUGACAAGACCAU